AUCCCGCCCCCCCGGGAGCACUUCCGGCUUAGCGGAACGCGGGGUGCGGGCUGAGGUUGCCCGUGGCCCUGCCCGGUGAAGGUGUCGCACAAGGCCCCAUGAGCGCUGGACCCCUGGUGGGCUACAGCAGCAGCGGCUCCGAAGAUGAGGACGAGGCUGAGGCUGAGAUCGAGGCCGCGACCGAGGGGCUGACCAGGCCCGGGGCUGGGCACUGUCGUCGUGGCCAGAGUCCUGAUCCUAGUCAGAGGUUUCCAGUGCCCGACAGUGUACUGAACAUGUUCCCCAGCACAGAGGAGAGGCCUGAGGAUGACAGUGCAAAACAUGGGGGACGUGUGCGCACCUUUCCCCAUGAGCGAGGCAAUUGGGCCACCCAUGUCUACCUACCAUAUGAAGCCAGGGAGGAGUUUCUGGAGCUGCUUGAUCUGUUGCUACCCCACGCCCAGACCUAUGUGCCCCGGCUGGUGAGGAUGGAGGCCUUCCACCUCAGCCUGUCUCAGAGUGUGGUUCUGCGUCACCACUGGAUCCUCCCCUUCGUGCAGGCUCUGAAAGACCGCAUGGCCUCCUUCCAGAGAUUCUUCUUUACUGCCAACCGUGUAAAGAUUUAUACCAAUCAAGAGAAGACCAGGACCUUUGUUGGGCUUGAGGUCACUUCAGGGCAUGCCGAGUGCCUGGACCUGGUUUCAGAGGUUGACAGAGUCAUGGAGGAAUUCGACCUCACCACUUUCUAUCCGGACCCUUCAUUCCACAUCAGUCUGGCCUGGUGUGUGGGCGAUGCUCGUCCCCAGCUAGAAGGACAGUGCCUGCAGGAACUACAGGAAAUCUUGGAUGAGUUUGAGGAUUCUGAGAUGCUGCUCCGCGUGCUCACCGAGCAGGUGCGCUGCAAGUCUGGGAACAAGUUCUUCUCCCUGCCUUUGAAGUGAGCACAGAAGCCUUACUUGUCCAGGCCCCUCUGCAGGCCAGGCCGUGAAGAGGAAUAGUCCAUGGGAACACUCCCAGCCUCCCUCUAAGAGGCCCAGUCAUGCCUCCGGACUGAGUGGUGUUGCCAUCCUGGAUUGUCCUGGGGGCUGCUUCUCCUGGUCCUUUGGGGUUUCAGGUUGGAUGCAGCUGUAUUGUGGUCAUUCCCAGGAGUCACCAGUAGAGGGCAGCCUGGGUUUCCUAAUUCUUGCACUGUGGCUAUGCAGAAAAGAAAAAUGAGGGCUGCCAGGAGAGCCCACCCACACUCAGCCGGAAUCCCCCCCAUAGUCCCCCUAAUGAACAGCCCCCUCCCUGACACUCCCCCUUCUGUGUUUAGUAUUUUGAUGCCCUUGGCCUCAUACCAGGUUUUUUAAAAUCAUCAUGCCCUGCCUUAUCCCUGUCAAGCAAGGACAUAGGAUUCUUCCGAGAGUCUGUCACCCUCCUUCCUUGAAGUAUGUCACUUUUAUUUAUUUUCUGUUAAUCCCAGCCCCUCCUGUGCCAACAGAGACCAUUUCGGGGCCAAGGUACAGGGUGGUAAUUUGUGGUUCAGCAUCAGUUUUCUCCAUUCUUUCCUCCCACUCGCCCCCAGCCAGGUGCCUGGGGAGACUUGAGCAGAUGUUUCAUUUUGGCCUAGCCAUGGCUGAAAGCCCGGCCUCCAGCACUCUGUGACCUCUGACUUCCCCACCAACUUUCCCAACUUCCCCUGUCAGUGCCUGGGCAUUCUGUAGGGAACCCGGAGGGAGGACCAGGGAUGCACAGGACCUUUAUUUUUUCAAUCCCUCACCAAGGUGAAGGGCCAGCCCUCUCCAGUUAUUAUCUGGGUUUCUGGUAAUAGAUGAAGAAAUGUUUUUGUUAUAGUUUCAAAUUAUGUUCAACAAAUAAAAAUUGCAUUUUUAAAAAUUU
Messenger RNA from Marmota monax (woodchuck), 1857 nucleotides. RefSeq names its product U6 snRNA biogenesis phosphodiesterase 1 (gene Usb1). Gene Ontology annotation, cellular component: nucleus. The coding region runs from base 99 to 920 and encodes 273 amino acids. Lineage: Eukaryota; Metazoa; Chordata; Mammalia; Rodentia; Sciuridae. The record is from RefSeq and is a predicted model, not a curated record. Gene Ontology annotation, biological process: U6 snRNA 3'-end processing. Gene Ontology annotation, molecular function: 3'-5'-RNA exonuclease activity. The transcript has 7 exons.